Molecule: messenger RNA, 2998 nt
Organism: Oreochromis niloticus (Nile tilapia)
Lineage: Eukaryota; Metazoa; Chordata; Actinopteri; Cichliformes; Cichlidae
Exons: 13
Coding region: 1638-2792 (384 amino acids)
Source: RefSeq, a predicted model, not a curated record
CGUUCUCACUCCCGACGCGUAAAAUACUGACGAUUUGUCACGUCCCUUAACUUCUCAUGCUGACGCUGAAGGUACCCUUCCACGUUUUUAUGCGACACUGUGGGUUGUCAAUUCAUUCCAAUAUGAACCCGCUCUCGGCGAUCAGAGACGCUUCGAGCAGAGGCUCCAGCCAUCUAUUUACUCCAAUAAUAACCCCGUCACGGCGAAACGUGACGCCUUGAAGUACAAUCUAACUGGAGAACCGGGGACCCUCUCCACGAACGGGUUUUUCUCCCUAAUUUAAUGCUUUCUUUUAAUGACAUCGUUAACAUUUCUCAACAAAAACACAUGAAAGUAACACUGAUAAUUCAACAAUAAAAUCGCUUCAUUUUCCAAAGUGAUUCACGAUCUGAAAGUGCGCAGAUUUAACGUACAUAAUCCUUGGUUGGGUUUAUUAUUUUUAUUUCACACGUAAAACACAUUUAUAGUUUUAUUCACCACUCCUGUUAGUUUUGGAUGCGCUCGGCUCCAACCAAUCAGACGCAACCGGUGUAAGCAAAGGAUGAUGGGAGAACGGAGAGACCCGUUUAUAAGAAUAAGAAAAGGAGGUGGAAUUGAUUGAUUCAAAUGCAGAUCAGCAUCAAUGUCCACGUGAAGAACCUAGUUAUGUUGCCAGUGUCAACCCAACAAAAGGCACUUUCACAAUAUAUAAAAGAAGUGUGUGGAACUGAGGUGCUUCGUCAGGAGCUGCUUCAGUUGUUGGAGGAUGGAGAAGAGGACGCAGCCAUGACUUGUGAGAUGGCGUCUGAGUCAGCUGCUACUCACUAGGAGAUCAGAAACAUGGUGUCCUUGCAAAAGUGGAAAGAGGCCAGGCCUUGUCUUAUAGACAAUAUGUUAGCUACUCUGGAUCCACUGUCACACCGUGUGUGUCAGUGUGGCAAACAAGUAGUUGUGAGGUGUCUGGACUGCCUGCCUCUUCCAUUCCUUUGUGCUGACUGUGAUAUUGCAGUUCACACACACUUUGUCCUGCACAACAGAGAGGCAGUAACAGGAGGGUUUUUGCAGCCUUCAUCAGAGUUUCACAAGCCAAUAGUUCGGCUGUUGCCUGUGCAAAGGCCAGACCAUGUGUGUGACUGCCCAGCAGGUAACGUUGAGGUUUCACCCGGCGCAGUUGUGGCUCUUGUAACCAUAAAUGGUAAGUUGCCCUUUUGUCACACACUACAUACACAAUAGAUGUGUUUGCAGGUUUUAGUGCAAAUUGUACAUUGCUAUCAUCAUUGUUUAUUUAUAUAGCACUUUAAAAACACACAAGGCUGACCAAAGUGCUGAACAAUAGAAACAUAAUAGAUACAUCUAUAAGAAUUGCUAUCUUGUUUUGAAUUACCCUCGGCCCGCAGUAUAUGUGGGCACCUGUCAAAGGUCAUUUGGAUUUACCAGACCGCUUUGAAAACAACAUGAAAUCUUCACAACAUGAAAAAAAUGAAUGCUUUGACCCACGACUGAAUUUAUCCUUAUCCUUCCUAAAGGCUGUUAUAACCUUGCUAUGCCAGUGGUGAGCUGCACCAGCUGUGACUUAAUGUGGUCCCCCUCAGUUAAGGACAUCCUGGGUAGUGGAUAUUGGCCUGGCACCUUAAAUUUCUGCACCCUGUUUUCAAUGGAUGUCUUUCAGUCUUUCUAUGACAUUAAGAAGGCUGCACCAGGGAUGUCACUUAAGGCAUUUGUCAAAAUGCUGGAUGAAAGAACAGCCCAUUUCGGAAGGACUGGCCGAAUAUCAGCUGAUGCCUUCAGUAAAAGCUUUGUGGAGUGGAGUGCUGUUUGAGGUGGACAGGAUGUGCAAGGAGCCAUGCGUUAGCUGCCCUGCCUGCACUCCAGACGUGCUUGCCGUCUCAGUUGAUGGAAACUGUAAGCUUUAUCGCUUUCAAUCUAAUGCAAGCACUUCAGAGCAGGCGAACUUUGAAGGUGUCUUCAUUGAAAAAGAUGAGGAAGUUGCUGAGUUUGUGAAAUACAUCCAGAGACACACAAAUGAUGUGGCUCAGCUGAGGAACCUCUUGUCAAUGCGUCCUUUUCUCUCCGUCAUGCAUGCAAAGGCUCACAUUUGGAAAUGCGAGAUCAAAUGGGGAGGUGCGUUUCAGAAUGGGGCCGGUUCAACAGUUGGAGAAGAGGUGGGACAAGUAAACAGUUUCCUGUCUAGGGCGGCCAUCACAAUGAAGUACAUGUCUAAAGCAGGGCGAACAGACAUGCUGACCCUCCUGGCUUUGGGGUGGACCAAAAGGAAAGUGGAACAACUGGGCCGCAGUUUGAGCCAGAGAUAUCUCAAGAUCAUAAGGAUCCUUAGAGAACAAAUGGAGAGCCUGAAUGCGACCAAAAAUGAGCUGGGUGUGGAUGACGACACACUGCAGCAAUGGGUGGCCGAUGUGCAGAAAUGGGCUGAAGAUAGCAACAAGAGGCGACACAGAAUUCGCAAGGUCAUCUUAGAUGAGAAGAAACGCUUGGCGGCUGCUGUUGACGACUACAACAAGCUUGCUGAACCAACAAAGCAAAUCGUAUCCAGUGAUGGCCUCAUCCAGACCGACAUUUGGCUCUGGCAGAGCACAAGUGAACCUGCUGCAGACCUCCAGACAAAGAGAAAGGUCUUUGAGAAGGUGAUGGCUGUGAGGCGCCUGAGAGAGGAGGAGAUGAUCCUUUGCAGGGAGAUGCGGCAUCACUGGACAGUGUUGCGAAUGCGAUCUGUGGUGUUGGGGACAAUCUCCUCAGACUCCUCCCUUGUUGGCAUGUCGGAGGAUGCACAAAAGGGACUCCGUAGCCUGGUUUAAAAAAACAAAGUGAACUGAAAGCUGAAAUGCUCAAAAUAAAGGACACGUACAAGAGAAUCCUCAGCCACCAACCACUCCUGGAAAUGGACUCGGAGGAGGAGGAGGACAUUCCAGACGAUGCCACUGAGAGUGAUUUGAGCACUUCUGAUGAAGACUGAUUGUGUCAUCAUUGAUGUUAUUUUUGGUAAAAUAAAAAGUUAAUCACA